AUGGCGACCGCCGAGCCCGGCCCGCCCCCGCCCAAGCCGGCCUGCGCCGUCACGUUCGGCCGCUCCACCCUCCUCGGCCGCUACCUGGCCGCGGCGCUCGCUGCCUCCGGCCGCUGGUCCGCCGUCGCCAUUCUCGACCCCUCCUCCCCCACCUCGCCGUCCCCGCCGCCCUGCCCGCCUGCCUCCCACCUCGUCUACCACCACGACGUCGACCUCUCGGCGGACCCCGAGCGCCUCGUCUCCGCGCUCGCCGGCGCCGCGGCUGUCUUCCAUGUGGACGCCACCACAGCGACCGCCUCCGGGAGCGACGGGUCCUUCCUCUCCCUGCACCGCCUCGCCGUCGCGGGCACGAGGCGGCUCCUCGCGGCCUGCCGCGCCGCCGGCGUGGAGAGGGUGGUGUACACCGGCUCGGCCGACGUGGUCGCUGCCGUUGCCCGCGAUAUGAUCAAUGCUGACGAGGACUCCGCGCCCUACCCUGACAAGUUCGGGAAUGCGGUGAGCGAGCUGAGGGCGCAGGUGGAGGUGAUGGUACUGGGUGUGGACGGGGUGGACGGGAUGAGGACGUGCGUGCUGCGACCGAGCAAUCUCUUCGGUCCGGGGGAUUCCAGCUUGGUGAGGUUUGUUGCUGGAUAUGCAAGGUCUCCCUUGGGCAAGUUUGUAAUAGGCAGUGGCAGUAACAUGUCUGAUUUUACCUACGUGGAAAAUGUGGCCCAUGCCAAUAUUUGUGCUGAGCAAGCCUUGUCUUCGAAUGCAGCUUCUGUAGCUGGGAAGACAUUUUUUGUUACCAAUGAUGAACCUAUGGAAACAUGGGAGUUUAUGAAUUGCAUGAUGGAAGCCAUGUGUUGUCAGAGGCCCAGGAUUAAUCUUCCUGCCAAGAUGUUAACGUCUGCAGCCUUGCUUUCCAAAAUGAUUCAUCACAGGCUUGGUUUUCAAAUGCUUUCCACCCCUCUUCUCCAUCCAGAUACAAUAUACUUCUUGUCAUGCACUAGAACCUUUAACACUUCAAGAGCCAAAAGAUUACUUGGAUACCACCCGAUUGUAUCAUUGGAGGAUGGAAUUAUGAGAACUGUUGGUUCAUUUACAGAACUAUCAGGUAAUUUGGGGUUGUCAAGAAAACAAGGCCCCUGCGGAUCAUCAAAGGCAGAUAAGCUGCUAGGAAGUGGAACAGCUGCUGAUAUUCUUCUUUGGAGGGAUGAAAAGAGAACCUUUUCAUUUGUCACAGUAUUGUUUCUGGUUUUCUACUGGUUCCUGCUUUCAGACAGAACUUUUGUUUCAUCGGCUGCCAAAUUUCUUCUAGUGCUCUCCCUUGGUCUCUUUAUCCAUGGUUUGCUGCCUUCAGAAGUGUUUGGUUUUACAGUUGAGAAGGUUACAUCUGAGCAUUUUGAAGUAUCCCGCUUAGCAUUGAGGAAUUCGCUUAUGUGUCUGGCUUCUGCAUGGAAUGGGAGCAUUCAUAAACUAAGGGUUCUAGCAGAAGGUGAAGACUGGAGUUUACUUUUGAAGGUAUUUGCAUUUCUGUACAGCAUCAAACUAAUGCUGAGCUUUCAGUUCAGAAUUCUGAUGGGUCUUGUACUGGCAUCCUUGUUCAUUGUCUUCAUUGUAUAUGAACAAUGCGAGGAAGAAAUUGACAGUUUGGUGGCAAUUGCUUCUGUCAAAGUCGAGUGGCUAAUAGAAAGAGUAGUUGGAAAUUUGCCAGCCUCUUUGAAGGCGUAUAUAGCCUAG
This is a messenger RNA of Miscanthus lutarioriparius, 1719 nucleotides long. The record is from the annotation of a GenBank genome assembly. Lineage: Eukaryota; Viridiplantae; Streptophyta; Magnoliopsida; Poales; Poaceae.